Messenger RNA from Dipodomys spectabilis (banner-tailed kangaroo rat), 3406 nucleotides. RefSeq names its product erythrocyte membrane protein band 4.1 (gene Epb41). Bases 156 to 3167 code for a protein of 1003 amino acids. The record is from RefSeq and is a predicted model, not a curated record. Gene Ontology annotation, biological process: cortical actin cytoskeleton organization. Lineage: Eukaryota; Metazoa; Chordata; Mammalia; Rodentia; Heteromyidae. Gene Ontology annotation, molecular function: structural molecule activity; actin binding. Gene Ontology annotation, cellular component: cytoskeleton; plasma membrane. The transcript has 22 exons.
UCGCCUGUAGGUUUAGUCAAGCAGCGAGCCGCCGGCGGGCCAGCGAGCCACCGAGGGCCCGAGCUUCGGACGCCAGCGCCCGCCUCCUGCCUUUGUUCGUUCGACUGUAUCAGCGGGCAGGCGCGGGAGCCCGGGCCGUGAGCUACCGCAACAUCAUGACAACAGAGAAGGGUUUAGUUGUUGAGGCUGAAAAUUCUCAGCCUCAACAACAGAAGGAAGAGGGUGAGGGAGCCACAAACUCACACCAACAAGAAGCUCAGCUGGAAGAGGCUUCCCAGGCAGCUGAGGGAGAUAAUCAGUGUGAGCAGAAACUGAAAGCAUCCAAUGGAGACACUCCCACACAUGAAGACUUGACCAGGAACAAGGAACGAACAUCAGAAAGCAGGGGCCUGUCAAGACUGCUCUCCUCAUUUCUCAAAAGACCCAAAUCUCAAGUCUCUGAGGAAGAAGCCAAAGAGGCAGAGGCAGAAAAAGAAAAAGGAGAAGUAGGUCAGAAAGAGAUAGAAUUUGGAACCAGUCUUGAUGAAGAUAUAAUUUUAAAGGCCCCAAUUGCAGCUCCUGAACCUGAACUCAAAACAGACCCAUCUUUGGAUCUUCAUUCAUUAAGCAGUGCAGAAACACAGCCAGCUCAAGAAGAACACAGAGAAGACCUAGAUUCUGAAACUAAAGAAGGAGAAGAAAUUGAAGAGUGUUCUAAAACAGAAGUAAAAGAAAAUCCUGAAUCGAAAGCAGAAAGAGAAUUAAAAGCUUCCCAGAAAUCAGUCAGAAGGCACAGAAACAUGCACUGCAAGAUUUCUUUAUUGGACGACACUGUUUACGAGUGUGUUGUGGAGAAACAUGCGAAAGGUCAAGAUUUGCUUAAACGAGUAUGUGAGCACCUCAAUCUUUUGGAGGAAGACUACUUUGGUCUGGCCAUUUGGGAUAAUGCAACCACUAAGACGUGGCUGGAUUCUGCCAAAGAAAUAAAAAAACAGGUUCGAGGUGUCCCUUGGAAUUUCACAUUUAAUGUAAAGUUUUACCCACCUGACCCAGCACAGUUAACAGAAGACAUAACAAGGUAUUACCUAUGUCUUCAGCUUCGUCAGGAUAUCGUUGAAGGACGUCUGCCCUGUUCCUUUGCAACCUUAGCAUUACUAGGUUCUUACACCAUCCAGUCUGAGCUGGGAGACUAUGAUUCAGAACUUCAUGGUGUGGAUUAUGUUAGUGAUUUUAAACUGGCUCCCAAUCAGACCAAGGAACUUGAAGAGAAGGUCAUGGAACUACACAAAUCAUACAGGUCCAUGACUCCUGCUCAGGCUGACUUAGAAUUUCUUGAGAAUGCCAAAAAGUUGUCUAUGUAUGGAGUUGAUCUUCAUAAAGCAAAGGACUUGGAGGGAGUGGAUAUCAUCCUAGGUGUCUGCUCUAGUGGCCUUUUGGUUUACAAAGAUAAGUUGAGAAUUAACCGUUUUCCUUGGCCCAAAGUGCUAAAGAUUUCCUACAAACGUAGCAGCUUUUUCAUCAAAAUCCGGCCUGGAGAGCAAGAACAGUAUGAAAGUACCAUUGGAUUCAAACUUCCUAGUUACCGAGCAGCUAAGAAAUUAUGGAAAGUCUGUGUUGAGCAUCACACAUUUUUCAGAUUGACUUCAACAGACACUAUUCCUAAAAGCAAAUUUCUUGCCCUGGGAUCCAAAUUUCGAUACAGUGGCCGGACUCAAGCUCAGACCAGGCAAGCUAGUGCUCUGAUUGACAGGCCUGCUCCACACUUCGAGCGAACAGCAAGCAAACGGGCUUCCCGGAGCCUUGAUGGAGCAGCAGCUGCUGACUCAACAGACAGAAGUCCUCGACCCACCUCUGCCCCAGCCAUUGCUCAGAGUCAGGUCACAGAGGGCAUUGUACCAGGAGCAUCUGACAAAAAAACACAAAAGGAAACAGUGAAGGCUGAAGUGAAAGAAGAGCCACCUGAGCAAGCUGAGCCAGAGCCCACAGAAGCGUGGAAGGUGGAAAAAACCCACAUCGAGGUCACAGUACCUACCUCAAACGGUGACCAAACACAGAAGCUUGCAGAAAAAACUGAAGAUCUGAUAAGAAUGAGGAAGAAAAAGAGAGAGAGACUAGAUGGUGAAAACAUUUAUAUCAGACAUAGCAAUUUAAUGUUGGAGGAUUUAGACAAGAGUCAAGAAGAGAUCAGAAAACAUCAUGCCAGUAUCAGUGAGCUGAAAAAGAACUUCAUGGAGUCUGUACCAGAGCCGCGGCCUAGCGAGUGGGAUAAACGCCUGUCUACGCACUCGCCCUUCCGAACUCUUAAUGUCAAUGGGCAGAUCCCCACGGGAGAAGGAAGUGUAAAUGGCAUUCGCACAGAGGAGGUGGCUGUCGUGACAAAAGGGCCAUCUGCCUACCCUGCCUCUGAAUGGGAGGGUCCCAAGCAGUCAGUAGGUCCUAGUCAGAGCCAGAUGACCACCCCAUCGGAGUCUCCGCAGAGCUUUGGCUUUGGCUCCCUCUCCAUAAGCAGCAAGGAGACAGAAGAGAAGGAGCAGGGGGCAGCUGGCCAUCUUGAUAUUAAGGAGACGCCAAGUGGCCCAAGUGGGGAAUGCAUAGGAGUGGAGGAACAGGCCAGUGCCUUACAAUUCUCAGCCUCCUGUCAGCUGCAGCUUGGUGAAAACAAGGCAGACAGUAGUGAAGAGCAUGUUACACCAGGAGAGCCACUUGGAAAACAAAAUGGAUCAUUUCUUGACUCUUGUGUGGGUAACCAGUUCCCCACCCUCAUUCGAAGUUUCCAGCCUCCUCUGGUAAAGACUCAGACAGUCACCAUCUCAGAUACGGCCAAUGCUGCAAAAAGUGAAAUCCCAACCAAAGACGUCCCCAUUGUCCACACUGAGACCAAGACCAUCACUUAUGAGGCUGCCCAGACUGAUGACAGCAAUGGUGACUUGGACCCAGGAGUCUUGCUGACAGCUCAGACCAUCACAUCUGAGACCACAAGCAGUACCACCACAACUCAGAUUACCAAGACCGUAAAAGGUGGGAUUUCAGAGACCCGGAUUGAAAAGAGAAUUGUGAUCACAGGAGAUGGCGAUAUUGACCAUGACCAGGUCCUUGUACAAGCUAUCAAGGAAGCAAAGGAGCAGCAUCCGGACAUGUCAGUGACCAAGGUGGUCGUCCAUCAGGAGACUGAGAUCUCUGAGGAAUGAGCUCAGGAACUAUCCUACCCCAACUCCCUGCCCUCCCUAUGCCCAAGACAAACCAGCGAAAUGCUAAAGAAGCCAGCCUGCAAGUCAGACUCCAGACUUUCAAGAUCAUUCUAGACCACCAGAAAAUUUACUUUGUUUUCUAUUUGGAAUUUAUAUCGAGAUUCUUCUAGAUAUCAUUGAUCCUUUUCAAGAUCUUUUUCUAUAUUGUGAUACCAGAAAUUGUUCCACUUUUCAUUCUA